AUGAAAAGAGAGGAUUUGGAGGAGAUACAAGCAAUUUAUGCAAGUUACGGAGAGGUUUUUGAUCUAAAUAACGUUAAUGGCCGAAGUUUGGAUAUGUCGAGAUGUAUUAUUGACAUACAAAGCACCUUGUUUGGGUAUCCGGAAGUGAAGAACAUGCAUUUUCUGGUGGAAGAGUGUAUAAGCCAGGCAAUAGGUGAUAUUAGAAGCCAUCAAGGCGAAGGCGAGAGUGAUGUGCGUAGGACUGCAGAAUGGACAUCAAUAGCAAAGAAUGUCAAGAAAGUUCAUUCAGCAAUUGAGAAGUAUGACUCUGUACAGGCUGCGCAAUGCCGCAAGAUCAGCACGAUAUGUGCCAGAGAGCUGAGAAGGGGGCUUUCGAAAACGUCGAAAACAAACCCGGCUCUUAAGUCAAAGAAGAUAUUCAGAGAGCUGUCAGGCCAUAUUAAGAAGACGGAAAAGAAUAUCAAGGAUAAGACGAAGAAGGCCGAGAAGGCCGAGCUUGAGAGGAAGAAAAAGGAGAUGGAGGAGAAGGAAGAGCAGAGGCAGAAGAGAAAGUUUGAGUAUUUGCUGAGCCAAACAGAAAUAUUUUCUCAUUUUAUUCUUAAGAAGAACAAGUGCAGCAGCACUGCAGAAAAGGAUGAUAUUGAGGAAUACGAGGAUAUGCGUGGAUACGAAGCAGCGAUUCUUCAAAAGGAGAAGCUGAAGGAGUUUGACUUGGAUAUACCGUCUAAGAAGUACAAAGAAGCAAAGGCAGAUGAGGAAACGAGGUAUGUAUCACAGCCAAGCAUUUUAGUAUGCAAGCUAAAGGACUAUCAGAUCAAGGGAUUGAACUGGCUGGUGAGUUUGUAUGACAAGGGGAUUAAUGGGAUUCUGGCUGAUGACAUGGGGCUGGGAAAGACGGUGCAAUCGAUUUCUUUACUUGCAUAUUUGUAUGAGACGGAAGGAAUAUCAGGACCGUUUUUGGUGGUUACUAUUUCGUCUACUCUUGACAACUGGGCACAGGAGUUUGCGAAGUUUUUGCCGAAUUUCCGAAUAUGCCGGUUUUCUGGAUCACCGAGCGACAGGAAGGAGUUGAAGAAGCGAUUCAAGGAUUGCGAUGUAGUGAUUACGACGUAUCAGACAGCGGUAAGUGAUGAGAGAAUGCUGAGGAAGAUCAAAUGGCAGUAUAUGAUUCUUGAUGAGGCACAAGCAAUCAAGAGCAGCUCAUCGCGAAGAUGGAAGGUGCUUUUGGGGUUUAAGGCGCGAAACAGGCUUCUUUUGACAGGAACGCCUAUACAGAAUUCGAUGCAGGAGUUAUGGGCGCUUUUGCAUUUCAUAAUGCCAACUCUCUUUGACUCUUUGAGUGAGUUCAGCGAUUGGUUCAGCAAGGAUAUUGAGGCGUCUGCAACUUUGAGAAAGAGUGUUGAUGAAAAGUCAUUGCAGAGGCUUCAUGCCAUUUUGAGGCCUUUUAUGCUUAGAAGGCACAAGUCUGAUGUGAUGCAUGAGCUGGGGCAGAAGACACAGAUUGAUUUACAGUGUGAACUGAGCUACCGGCAGAAGGAGCUAUACAAGGAGAUUACAAGGUCGUGCAAUAGUAUGGAGAUGGAGAAUUUAUUGAUGCAGCUAAAGAAGGUAUGCAAUCAUCCAGAUCUUUUUAAGAAGCUGGAGCCCACAUGUGGAUUGAGUCUUGAGGUGAGUGAUGGAAUAGGCCAUGCUGUUGUAUUUGGACGAAGCAAGAUUAAUGUCAAUGUUCCGAGCCUUAUAGCAAACGAUGUUGUUGAGAUGUGCCAUAGAAAGGAAAUAGAGCUGAUGAAUAAGAUUAAGAGGAUAAGAAUGCUUUUUAGAGCGGGGGAGUGUGAGAAUUGGUACAUAAAUCAGAGCUUGGACUAUAUGUACAACAGAGAUGUGCUUAGAAGUGCUAAUGAUGUUUGGAGCAGCAUAUUGAAGAAGAUGGAAUGCAUGGAAAAGGUUGUGAUUGAAAAUGAGAUAUCUAAGCUGAUUUCUGAGGAAAAAUUCUGUAUGCAAAGAUACAUUUGUUGUAUAAGCCCGGUGAUUGCAACUGCACCAAGGCUUGUUUCGAGCAAGGUGCUUCUUCCGCAACUUGAUGUUGAAGGGCUGUAUGUGCCAUUAGAUAUGACGAUAUAUAUGCCACCUCUGAAUACAUUUAUUAGUGAUAGUGGAAAGCUUGUUGUUCUUGACGAGCUACUGCCGAAGCUGAAAUCUGAGGGACACCGGGUGCUGAUUUAUUUCCAGAUGACUAGGAUGAUAGACUUGAUAGAGGACUAUCUUGUAAAGAAGGGGUAUAGCUAUCUGAGGCUAGAUGGUAGCCUAAAAGCAUCUAGUCGUGCCGAGGUGAUCAAAGAUUGGCAAACGAAUGAUAGGUUUAUAUUUUUGCUGAGCACUCGUGCAGGAGGGCUGGGGAUUAAUCUGACGGCAGCAGAUACUGUUAUAUUCUACGACAGUGAUUGGAAUCCAACGGCUGACCAGCAAGCGAUGGACAGGGCGCAUAGGCUGGGCCAGACACGAGACGUUACUGUGUACCGGCUUAUUACAAAAGGAACAGUUGAGGAAAGGGUGCUUGAGAGUGCGAAUAGAAAAGAUGAGAUUCAGAAGAUGGUAAUACAUGGGAAUGUAUUUGAAGGAGAGAAUUUCUGA
Ordospora pajunii is the source of this 2631-nucleotide messenger RNA. RefSeq names its product putative SNF2 protein. Lineage: Eukaryota; Fungi; Microsporidia; Ordosporidae. The coding region runs from base 1 to 2631 and encodes 876 amino acids. The transcript has a single exon. Gene Ontology annotation, cellular component: Ino80 complex. Gene Ontology annotation, biological process: chromatin remodeling; DNA repair. The record is from RefSeq and is a predicted model, not a curated record. Gene Ontology annotation, molecular function: histone binding; DNA binding; ATP hydrolysis activity.